AUGAACAAUUUAUCAGUUACUGGGACAAAUGGCGGGCUAUUCGCAAAACCGACGAUAGGAAGAAGUGAAUAUGGGCGGGUUAAAGUGGCGUUGGCACCUGGAAAAGGGUUUAUGGAUUGGCUGAGAUUGACAGCUAAUAAGCAUCUCGCAAAGCGAAUAACGGGUGGUGUGGAUCACGAUGAGUUGAUGAAGCAUGACACAAAAGAAGACUGUUGGGUACAUUUAUUUGGAACGGUAUACGACGUCACAAAAUAUCUCGAUUUUCAUCCAGGCGGUAUUCCCGAAUUGCUACGUGCCGGCGGUCGUGACGCCACGCCCCUUUUCAAUCAAUAUCACGCGUGGGUCAAUUAUGAGAGUUUUUUGAAGGCAUGCGUCGUCGGACCGUUUAUUGGAGAUUUAUCAAAGUUACCAUCACCCCUGCCACCUACAACAUCAGAUGACACUAAUAAACUGGGUGUACCGUCUUCAUUAGGCAGCGGCUACUUCGAUGGCGGAUUCGGAAGUCGUGUCGAGACCAUCGAGCAUGGAAUUUCAAUAGAAAAUGAUGAGUGGACGGGACUCACUGAGCAGAAUGUGAUUGUAUCGUUGACACCUGUCUCUGUGAAGACUUCGAUCAAUACACGUGGCGAGGAGAAUUCAGAAGAACACGCACGUCUUCGAGUAUUGAUUCAUCAUUUUUGGCAGCCGGCGAUGGAAUUUGAGUUCGAAUCGACACAGACACUAACCCAGCAGAAAUAUGAACUGAUUGUUAAGAAAAAUCGAGUGGAAAUUCGGUUUCCGGCGCUAGAAAAUCUAGAAGAUGUGCUGAAUCGAGAGAAAUGCAAAAUUCGACGACGACCCGGGUCCUCGUAUCAUUCUACGAAAAUUAUCGAUUUAUUCCGACUGAAUCAUGACACUUUGGUGUUUAGUCUGGAAUUACCUGAAUAUACCACUUAUCGGAUACCGCUGGGAUAUCAUGUGGGGGUGAAAGUCAGAAAAGGAAAGGCCAAUCUGUACCGCCCGUACACACCGAUCUCCAACAUGACUCCUCAGCGUAUCGACCUGAUGAUUAAAAUCUAUCCAGACGGAAUCUGUACUCCGUCACUCGAGAAACUGCAAAUCGGUGACGAGCUGGUGAUAAGUGACCCGAUUGGGGACAAAGAUUUCACUGGAUGGACUGAAAACUCAUCACAAUUGAUUCUGUUGUCAGCUGGAAGUGGAAUUACUCCGAUGAUUGAUUUACUGGAGAGACGGAUUCAGAAGGCAUCGAAUUCUGAAGUCUACAUGCUGAUGUUCAAUAAAACGGAGGAGGAUAUUCAGACGGUGACACCAGAUGGCAAAACGUGGAAACUCGGAGAAAUUUGGAAGACGUUUGAGGGAGAUGAGAAGAUUGUGCUAAGAAACGUCCUCUCCGCUCCGAAAUCUGAAGAAUCCGAAUAUCAACUUCAUGGAAGAAUCACUCCGGAACUUCUGAAGACCAUCAUCCCCACGUCAUCUGAAUCGAGACGAGCAUUCAUUUGUGGACCCGAUGGAUUCAUUGUGGCGGCGAAAAAUGCUCUCGACUCACUCAACAUCUCAUCAGAUCAUGUACACAUAUUCAAAGGAUAA
Messenger RNA from Caenorhabditis remanei, 1587 nucleotides. RefSeq lists its product as uncharacterized. The record is from RefSeq and is a predicted model, not a curated record. Gene Ontology annotation, biological process: generation of precursor metabolites and energy; superoxide metabolic process. Gene Ontology annotation, cellular component: endoplasmic reticulum. Gene Ontology annotation, molecular function: heme binding; oxidoreductase activity. The transcript has 7 exons. NCBI's taxonomy places the organism in Eukaryota, Metazoa, Nematoda, Chromadorea, Rhabditida, Rhabditidae. The coding region runs from base 1 to 1587 and encodes 528 amino acids.